AUGACUUCCACAAUUGGUAUUCCCAUCAAGCUUCUCAAUGAAGCUCAGGGUCAUAUCGUCACUCUCGAGAUCACCUCCGGUCAGACCUACCGUGGCAAGCUUAUUGAAGCCGAGGACAACAUGAACGUCCAGCUCAAGGACAUCACUGUCACAGCCCGCGACGGGCGCGUCAGCCAUCUCGAACAAGUCUACAUCCGCGGCAGUCAUGUGCGAUUCUUUAUUGUGCCGGAUAUGUUGAGGAACGCCCCCAUGUUCCGCUCCCGCAACGUCCGCGGCCGCGGUGUCGGUCUCGCCCGCGGUCGUGCGACAGUCAGCAGGGCGCGCGCGGGUGGUCGUGGCAGUGCCAGGUAA
This is a messenger RNA of Sordaria macrospora k-hell, 351 nucleotides long. RefSeq lists its product as uncharacterized. Gene Ontology annotation, molecular function: RNA binding. Gene Ontology annotation, biological process: RNA processing; spliceosomal snRNP assembly. Gene Ontology annotation, cellular component: U4 snRNP; U2 snRNP; spliceosomal tri-snRNP complex. NCBI's taxonomy places the organism in Eukaryota, Fungi, Ascomycota, Sordariomycetes, Sordariales, Sordariaceae. The record is from RefSeq and is a predicted model, not a curated record.